Zeugodacus cucurbitae (melon fly) is the source of this 1972-nucleotide messenger RNA. RefSeq lists its product as uncharacterized. The record is from RefSeq and is a predicted model, not a curated record. Lineage: Eukaryota; Metazoa; Arthropoda; Insecta; Diptera; Tephritidae. The transcript has a single exon. The coding region runs from base 337 to 1647 and encodes 436 amino acids.
GUUUCCUUGACAAUAUGGUUGUAUUUCAUUUUUAAUAUUUUUUUCUUAUCAUUUUGAGAAGAAGCUGAAUAUUUUUUAGAAAUCAGAAAAACAUAAUAAAAAGUGUCUGGUGUACAAAUUUAGCGUAAACCGAGACUUUACCAUACGAAGCGACCGAAUCUAACCGAAGCGACCCAAAAUUCAUGAGUGUCAACUAAAUUUAUUGUUUAUGUAAAAUUUUGCAAUCAGAAUUAAGAAAUUUUUUAUUUAUGAAAAAACGAGCAAGCUGUUAAAGGAGAACGAAGAAAGGUUCAAUAACGAAAGGCGGUAAACACGUAUACGAUUGGCAACACAAAGAUGUCUUAUCAAAUCAAGUCGACACCAUUUUUUCGACGCAUGGUUAGUACAAGUAAAAAGAAUGGCCAGCUGCAGCGUCUGAAGGAGGAAUACGAGCGUAUCAAAGAUUUCAACGAUCGCACGAUUGAAAUGAAAAUGCGACAGGUGCGCUUGAAGCGACUGUUUCGCGAAAUCGAAGAGAUCAAAGAGACAUCAUCGCAAUGGAAACGACGACGUGUGGCCGUAGAUCGUUUGCGUACGAACGAGGAGAUACGCGUCGAAACCUUGGUCAAGGCCAAAGAGCUUGGCAAAGAGUAUUCGAAAAUGAAUGCGCUUGUGGAUCGUUGUUCGUCGCGUCUCGAUGCUGUGGCAUCGGGUGCCGCCGUCGGCAGUAUGUCAUCGCGCAUUGAGUUAGAACGUAAAGCGCGUUCGGAUAAACGCAUCAGUUACGGCAAUGAUCGUUCGCGUAUGAAUAUACAAAAACUCUCAACAACUCAACGUAAAUCAAGUACGAAGACCGUAAUUAGCGCGGAACAGGAACUCAAGGAAUUGAAGGAUAAACUUAAAACUCGCCUCCAAUUCGGUAAUUCGUGUUCCAGUCGCAAUUUAGCUAGAAAAGUGAAGAAGGAUGGUCAUCGUAAGGCCACCGAAGGUAAAUCUUUGCAUGCGUUUGACUAUGGCAAACUUACCGAACGUGAUGCAUUACAAACCAAAUACACGCGAGAUUUUGGUGGCUUCGAAAUGCAGUCGAUGACAUUUAACGACAUACCGCGGCAUACGAUGACCUUAGAAGAUUUGCAUACGUGUCGAGCGCUAGACAAACCCAAAAUGUCGGAUUUGUCGUCCAAAAGCGAUGAGGAUCGACGUAUACGUGCGCGUCAACGUUGGCGCAAAGUAGCGCUACUCGUGCGUCAUCGUUUCGAUGCGUUCUUGCGACGCAAUGCGCCACCGCCACUGCAGGACAAUAGCGAUGUCGGUACGGAUGAGUAUUCGUUGCGUGCCAUAUCGAACGACACCGAUUUACCGAUAAGCCAGUUGCGUAGCAAAGCUUCGCCACCGAAUUCCGAAGCUGAGCUGCAACCCGGUGAGGUGCUGUUAAGUGUCGAAUCGCUCGAUCCAUUAGAGUUGCAACCACUACCGGAUCCCAGUUCAGUUAUGUUGGGAAAUGCAAUUUCGGAAGAGUGUAGCAAUGCAACAGAUGAUCGUCGCAAAGUGCAGACCUAUGUGAAAUUAUUGGAACCGUUUCUACGUGACGCCGGCAAGAAGGCUGUAGAGCUAAGUGUUGAGGAAUUCCGUAGCAUUUUUGAACAUCGCAGCCCCGAAUCAAAUUAAUCGACAAAAGUAAAUGCGUAUCUAUUGUGGUGCCUGGAAAGUAGCCUGCGUUCAUUAUGUUUGAAUGGCGUAAAUCUUCAUUUCUUCCUUUCUAAAUGCAACCUCUAGUCUUUCGCAGUUUGGCAGUUGUCCACCAAUCCUGGUUUAUUGUGCUAAGUUACAAUGUUAGUACAUUGAAUUUAGUGCUAUUUUCUCAACAAGUGUUCAGCAAGGCAUGCCGUCAUCGUUCAUUUCAAAUAGACUCAGUCCAAUUGACUUCCAUUGUACCGUAGCACACAGUUCAUGAAAAUUUUAGUUUGCAAUAAAAAUACAAAAAAACCAUUAA